AUGAAUAAUAAAAAAACGAAUUUUUUUGUAAAAAUUCUAUGGAGUAUAUUUUUUCUUUAUAUAUAUAUGAUAAGAAUAACGAGAUGUGAUGAAGAUGUUAUUGAGUUAAAAAAUAAUUAUAUUGAAGGUAUAGUAAAGGGGGAUGCUGACUUGUUAUUUAAUUGUACAAUAUAUUUAGAUUCAGAUACUUAUGUAAGUCCAAAGAGUGAUGGUAAAUUUCUUUUUAAGAAUGUAAAAGAAGGAGAAUAUACCAUGUAUGUAAAUCAUCCAUAUUUAGAAUUUAAUAAAUAUUAUGUUGAAGUGAAGAAACAAAUUACACGAAAUAACGGUACCUUAUAUUUAGUACAAGCAUAUGAACUUAAUUUACCAUUUGAGAAAAGCAAUUUAAUUGUUAAUAAUAUUGUGUUUAAAGCAAAAAGGAUUUAUGAUUUUCUUAUUCCCAAAAAAAAAUUUAAUGUUACUUAUCUUUUUAAAAGUCCUCUUUUCCUUAUUUUCCUUUUCUUCUUGAUUUUGUUAAGUGUCCUACCAAAGAUGCAAAAAAUAUCUGAAGCUGCAAAUGAAGAAAAUGAAACAGAGCAAAUAUCGUAUAAAUCGGAUUUUUUAGAAUCAAUAAAAUGA
Messenger RNA from Plasmodium falciparum 3D7, 618 nucleotides. RefSeq names its product DUF2012 domain-containing protein (gene EMC7). Lineage: Eukaryota; Apicomplexa; Aconoidasida; Haemosporida; Plasmodiidae. Gene Ontology annotation, cellular component: membrane. The record is from RefSeq and is a predicted model, not a curated record.